AGUAUUAGCAAUGCAUGCUUGGUAAGGACGGAAAUCAGAUGUUGUCGGUAACAUCACAACGUCACAGGGUGCCUUUUUACGGAGAAGAUAUAUCCUUACGCCUUCCGGACGCGGUAUAAAACUACGGGAGUUGCCGACUAGCUUCGUACGACUUAUACAUUAAGCUACCAUCUGAGAAACAGGCAUUGAAAUGAGACGUAAGAUUCAACAGGGACCCAUCGCCAGCUAGCUGGACUCUUGAAAGACAAUUACUUAAGGAUCGUUUCUCUGAAGAAGGACUCACUUUAAAGAAAUUGUGGUUAUUAUUACUCUUAACUUUAUAAAGAUGACACAAGGAAUAUCAUUGAUGCUGGUUGUGUUUGCCAAUUUUUUUGUCGUACAUACCAGUGGGUCCUAUCUUCCCGGUGCCCUCGGGCUAUCGAAGUCAAGCGAGGUCAGUAACUUUAUAGACACAGUCAUAGCAGAGGAGGAGAAGGCCUUCUACGCGAAAGUGAUACAGAGACUGAUGGACCGCGCAGCCGCAUUCGAAGAGGAAGCGGAUGAACACAAGGGAGAUAAUUUUGAUUCUGACAUGAGCAGCUCCAACGAUAUGAAUGGUGUAAAACGCUCAAUGGAAAAGCGAAAGGUUUUCUGGCAGCCUCUUGGUUAUGUCCCAGCUUCAAUGCGCAUGUCAUCAAGUAACAAGCAUAAGUCAAGUGCGAAAGACACGGGAAGGAAAGGUUUUCGCUAUGGCAAAUAGGGGAACAGGACGACAGUCACGUGACCUGUACCGUCCUUAAACCAUCAAGCGUCAAUACCGUGCUCUUACUUCCUUAUUAAACGAUCGAUGAUAUCA
This is a messenger RNA of Pecten maximus, 835 nucleotides long. RefSeq lists its product as uncharacterized. The coding region runs from base 326 to 739 and encodes 137 amino acids. The transcript is spliced from 2 exons. Lineage: Eukaryota; Metazoa; Mollusca; Bivalvia; Pectinida; Pectinidae. The record is from RefSeq and is a predicted model, not a curated record.